Ochotona curzoniae (black-lipped pika) is the source of this 791-nucleotide messenger RNA. It is a transcript of the gene HEMK2, whose product is annotated as N-6 adenine-specific DNA methyltransferase 1. Gene Ontology annotation, cellular component: eRF1 methyltransferase complex. The transcript is spliced from 6 exons. NCBI's taxonomy places the organism in Eukaryota, Metazoa, Chordata, Mammalia, Lagomorpha, Ochotonidae. Gene Ontology annotation, biological process: methylation. The coding region runs from base 1 to 645 and encodes 214 amino acids. The record is from RefSeq and is a predicted model, not a curated record. Gene Ontology annotation, molecular function: S-adenosylmethionine-dependent methyltransferase activity; nucleic acid binding; protein methyltransferase activity.
AUGGCGGCGCCCAGCCUCCCCACGCCUCUGCACGGGCACGUGGGCCGCGGGGCCUUUCGCGACGUGUACGAGCCCGCGGAGGACACAUUCCUGCUGCUGGAUGCGCUCGAGGCGGCUGCGGCCGAGCUGGCGGGUGUGGAAAUAUGCCUGGAAGUAGGGUCCGGGUCCGGUGUGGUGUCUGCAUUCCUCGCUUCUCUGAUCGGCCCCCGAGCUCUGUAUAUGUGCACUGACAUCAAUCCCGAGGCCGCAGCCUGUACACUGGAGACAGCACGCUGUAACCGAGUUCAUAUUCAAGCAAUCAUUACGGAUUUGGUCGAAGGCUUGUUACCGAGACUGAAGGGGAAAGUUGAUCUUCUCGUGUUCAAUCCCCCCUAUGUGGUGACUCCCCCUGAAGAGGUGGGGAGUCACGGAAUAGAGGCAGCGUGGGCCGGUGGCAGAAGUGGCCGAGAAGUCAUGGACAGAUUUUUUCCUGUGGCUUCGGAGCUGCUGUCACCAGGAGGAUCUUUCUACUUAGUAACCAUCAAAGAAAAUAAUCCAGAAGAUAUUUUGAAAACUAUGAAGACAAAAGGUCUCCAUGGGACCAUUGCACUUUCUAGACAAGCAGGCCAGGAAGUCCUUUCAGUCCUCAAGUUCACCAAGUCGUGAUAGACCUGUAUGCCGAGAACUGCUGAGAGCUAGUGCAUUCUUUGCAUUUUGAAACUAAAACUAUUCCUUGACUAAGAAUGAAUUUUAGCAGAAAUUCAUCACAAAUAAGAAGUGGGAGCCCAGUGGCAUGGCCUAGCAGCUAAAGU